This is a messenger RNA of Humulus lupulus (European hop), 3639 nucleotides long. RefSeq names its product cytochrome P450 87A3-like. Gene Ontology annotation, molecular function: heme binding; iron ion binding; oxidoreductase activity, acting on paired donors, with incorporation or reduction of molecular oxygen. Gene Ontology annotation, biological process: sterol metabolic process. Bases 85 to 1515 code for a protein of 476 amino acids. NCBI's taxonomy places the organism in Eukaryota, Viridiplantae, Streptophyta, Magnoliopsida, Rosales, Cannabaceae. The record is from RefSeq and is a predicted model, not a curated record. The transcript has 9 exons.
CAUUCCAAUAUUGAUAUAUAUUAUUUUAUCUACAAUACUCUGCCGAUCUAAGCAAUAUAUAUUUCUGUACAUUGAAACUGAAAAAUGUGGGUGCUUGUGAUGAGUCUUAUAGCCAUUAUUACCAUUAUGGUAAGUCACUGGGUUUAUAGAUGGCAGAACCCUAAGUGCAAUGGAAAGCUGCCUCCAGGUUCAAUGGGUUUCCCUAUUAUUGGGGAGACUCUUGAGUUUUUCACUCCCUAUUCUUUGUACGAUAUACCUCCUUAUAUUAAAAAGAGAAUAACAAGAUAUGGGUCAUUGUUUCGGACAAAUUUAGUAGGAGAAAACAUAGUUAUUUCUACAGACGCUGAAUUCAAUUACCACAUAUUUAAGAAUGAAGGAAAGUCUUUCCUAUUUUGGUACCCAGAGAGUUUCACUAAAAUCUUCGGCGGCCAAGACAUCUUGACUUACCAUGGCAUGGUUCAUAAGUAUCUGAAGAACUUGGUUCUACACCUUGUUAGCCCUGAAAACUUAAAGGCUAAAUUAAUGCCUGAAAUGGAAGAAAUGACUCGCACACAUCUCAAUUCUUGGACUCACUGUGGCACUACUGUAGAUAUAAAAGAAGUUUCCUCAAAUAUGCUAUUUGAAUAUUUUGCUAAGAAGAUCUUUAGCUAUGAUGACUUAGAGGGCACAAGGAAACUAAGAGAGAAUUUUUCUGCCUUCCUAGAUGGCCUUAUUUCAUUUCCACUCAACAUUCCAGGAACUGCUUUCCAUGCAUGUUUACAGGGUCGAAAGAAUGCAAUAAAAGUGAUGAAACAGAAAAUUAGGGAACGGAAAGCAGCGAAUAAGAAAUAUGGUGAUUAUUUGGAUCAUUUGCUGGAGGAAGUAGAGAAAGAGGAUACGAUUUUAAGUGAAGAGAAGGUUGUCAACUUGGUGUUUGCGCUUUUCUUUGCUGUUUAUGAGAUCACUUCUAGUGCCAUUACAUUAGCUGUGAAACUCAUUUCUGAGCAUCCUCAAGUUCAUGCUCAACUAGCGAAAGAGCACGAGGCUAUUAUUAAAAAUCGUCAGAGCAAGAAUUCUAAUAUUACAUGGCAGGAAUAUAAAUCUAUGACCUUUACACAUAUGGUUAUCAAUGAAACAGUUAGGCUUGCAAAUAUUGUGCCAGCAAUCUUUAGGAAAGUUAUAAAAGAUGUUGAGAUCAAUGGAUAUACAAUUCCAGCAGGCUGGUUUAUUAUGGUUAUUCCAUCAGCUGUUCAUUUGAAUCCUGAUAUACAUGAUGAUCCCCUCACUUUUAAUCCCUGGCGUUGGGAGGGAAAGCAAUUACAUAUAGGUUCUAAGACUUUCAUGGCUUUUGGUGGAGGUGUAAGAUUUUGUGCAGGAGCUGACUUUACAAAACUACAAAUGGCCAUAUUUCUUCAUCAUUUAGUUUCAAAACAUAGGUGGACAAUAGUGAAAGGAGGAGACAUCAUUCGAAAACCUGGCCUGGGACUUCCAUGCGGCUUACAUCUCAAAAUCUCACAAAAGCAUGGCGAAGCUUAAUAACAAAUUAAGCAUAAUAAUCAAGCCUAUUUUAGAAAACCAUUUUAGUAUUUUAUUGUGUGUCUUGGAACCAAUUUAAUAUCUUAUUUUUUACUUAAAACUAUACAUAUGGUAAAUUAAUUAAAAAUUGUACUUUUUCACUAGUUUUGAUUUUAAAAUAAAAAACUUAUAAAACUAUGUUUUGAAUCUAAAAAAAAAAAGAGUUUAGAACAUAUUUAUAAAAAAAAAUUAUUAAAAAAAAUAUUUCUUAAAAUUGGUGGAAAUAAUGUACAACUUUAAGUUGAUUUAUCAUAUACAAAGUAUUAAAAUAUUGUUACUUAAAUCAAUACAAUAAAAUAGGAGUUUAAUAGUUAUAUGGGGAGACAUUGAAGACAUUUAAUGUCUCCUACCAGAGGAAACGUUGUCGAAUGAGCCAUCAUAAGUGGUCCUACGAUAACUCUCAUAUGAAGACUUUGUAGACAUCCAACGUCUUCCCUGAGAGUCAUCAUAGGGUGUACGGUUUACACCCUACGAUGACUCCCAGGGAGACAUUGAAUGUCUACAAAGUCUCCCAUUGGGAGUCAUUGUAGGGUACCUAUAACGUCUCGUUUUGAAAGACUAUGUAUACAUUCAAUGUCUCAUAUCGCAAGUCCUCAUUGGUUUUUGUAUUUUUUUAAAAUAAAAAAUAAUAAUUAUUUUCAUUAUAUUAAUUAAUAGAAUUAAAUAUAAAUUUUUUUAAAAUAGAAUUAAAUAUAUUAAUUAAAAAAUCUAAAUUAUAUGCAAAUUUAAAUUGUGAAUUUUCAUUAACAAAACUGAAAUAUGUAUAUAAUAUGUUUUAGCUAGAUAAAUAUACAAAAAUGUAAUAUUUGUUGUUAAACAUACAAAAUUAACAAAUAUUACACUAUCUAGCUAGACAUAUAGUAAGAAAGAACAAGUAAACAACAACAAAAACCUAUUUGGGACGAUGACUUUGAACUAUCGGUAGCAUAUGGUUCGUCCAAUGUUAUCGCAUUUCAUUAAUCUGUGCUGGUGUAUAUGGUGUAGUGUUUAACUACAAAAUAUACAAAGUAGAAUAUAUUAGUUAACUAUUAUAUUUGAUUAUAUAUACUUUAAUAAUAACUAAAUUUUUAACUUUUUAUAAAUUUAUAUACAUACCUAUUUCUUCAAGUAACGUCCAGGUUAUGAAUGUUCAAUGUUAUCCUUCAACAUCCUUAUCACAUAAUAUUCACAUGUCACAUUGUCUGAUUGGUGUGAACACUAAUAUUUAAAUAAAAAGUAAAGCAAUUAAUAUGAAGAAUAUUAAUAAAAUUCAAGUAUAGAUUUUCAAAAUAAUUAAAGUUGUAGUUACAUACUUUCAGUUGCACAAUUUUUAUAUUAUUUGGAAUCUCUGGAGGUUUUGGUAGACUGGUCAGAAAAAGGUUGAAAGCAUUGACUAUUACUGCCACAAUUUCUUCACGGUUUUCCAAUUUUGAGUUCACCAGAUCACAACAACAAACGUAAUAUGCAUAUGGGGCCAAUAAUUUCAACAUCAAAUGCUCAUUCCACAAGAAAAACAAUACUAUAUAUAAGUCCAAUGCAAAUGUUAUAAGGACUAAGUAUCUAACAAUAACAAUUUUUUUAACUUACCCAUGGUUCCAAGGGACAAGUAUAAGUUGCUCAUUUGAUCUUAAUUGAUGACAGCGCUUGAACAGACCUUGAACACGAUGAACUUCCUUUAGUGGCUACAACAUUAGGAUUGACAAAUAAAAACUUAUUUGGCUGCCCUUGUUCUACCAAAAAAUUGUUUAACAACCUAUUAAGAAAAAAGUCAAAAAUGUAAUUAAGGAAAUUUGUUGUUAAAAUAAAUUAAAUAAGAAAGGUUAAUUAAAAAACUUGUGCAAUACCUCAUGUAGCAAACGACAACUCCUUGUCCAAUCUUUUCCAUUCGAAUAAUUUGAAGUAUGUCAUCUUUGCAUACGUAAAGACUUGAUAUAUCUUGAUUGAAUACAUCCUCAUCUAUGCCUGGAUUGACACAAUCGUUGUCAUCCCAACGAGAUGUAAUAUUGUAUAUCUGUUCCAAAUGACUAGUGUCUUGUGUCAGAGGAUCACUCAAACAUUGUAUCUCGUGGUCAUUGUGUUGAAUGAGCAAUUGGUUGUUAUGAUCUA